Coregonus clupeaformis (lake whitefish) is the source of this 2182-nucleotide messenger RNA. RefSeq names its product zinc finger protein 664-like. Bases 785 to 2170 code for a protein of 461 amino acids. The transcript is spliced from 2 exons. The record is from RefSeq and is a predicted model, not a curated record. Gene Ontology annotation, biological process: regulation of transcription by RNA polymerase II. Lineage: Eukaryota; Metazoa; Chordata; Actinopteri; Salmoniformes; Salmonidae. Gene Ontology annotation, molecular function: RNA polymerase II cis-regulatory region sequence-specific DNA binding; DNA-binding transcription factor activity, RNA polymerase II-specific.
UGGUUUGAAAGGAAAUGACUGGUAUAAAACAUAUGGUGGAUAAUCCCACUAGCCCAUGACUUUUCUGUUAGUUGCGAUUUUCACAAGUAUGUGGUACAUUUUCACAACUCUCAGCACAAAAAUAGGUUUCAAAACUCUUAGGCCAUUUUCAAUCAAUUACUUUUGAAAAUAUUUUCCUGUCAUUUGUUAACAAUACAUUUAACAAUAAUUUCAUCAAACUGCUAAAAACUGAACUACAAAGACAAAAUUGGAUAGUGUCUACUUUACGUACAGUUUGAAAACUGUAUGAAUUGACAUUAAUUUAAUUUAGGUUGGAAGGUAAAACCAAAUAAUAUAUGGAUUUGGCUGUAAAAACUACUUUAUCCUUCUUCAGCUAAAGUUGAUCUUGAGUAAUGUUUCAUAGGGCAGAAAUUGCACCAGGCUACACCAAUACCUUUUUACUGUAGGCUUCUGCUACAUGCCACAAUACCCCUAUAUCUAAUGGUUUCUUCUAUUCAUGUAGUGUAUAAGGAUACUGAAACUAUAAGACUGACAUUUUUCUCAACAUGAUCCAAUAGUGGGAUAAUGAGUAGCAGUAGUUUAGGUUUUUCCUCACUGGUUAUUUGAACAAAUCACGAUUUCGCAGGUGUUAGCAUCUUUCAAAAAGUGAUUUGAAAAAAACUGUACAUUUGUGGAAAGUAAUGAACGAUUGCACACUUCAGGAGAAAGGAGAUAUUUUAAGGAUGCACCCAAUCAAUCUGAGAUUUAGACUAAAGUAACCAAAUGUUUGGUCUAAUGAUAUUCUAUGUACAAUACUUCCUGUGGUCACCAGGACAGAGCUAGCCCAUCCCCCUCCACCCUGCCAGAGUCCCCUGGUCACAACUCUCCUGGUAGAGCCUUACUGCUGGGUCUGAAGAGGGUGUCUGUGUGGCUGGUCGACUGCAGGAAAACACCAGGGCAGAGUGGAACUGUAAGAGAAGGACACGAGGAGGGUGAUGGAGAUUUGAUUUCAUCAAGUAAGAACAAUGGGGACACCCCAAACCGUCGUUCUCUCAGUGGGAGGGGCUUAUCAUCUGGGGAGUCUCAACCACAUCAUGUUGCUGACGAGACAGAGAAGAGUCUCUACAGAUCAGAACAUCUCAAGAAACACCAGCAGAAACGUACAAGGAAGAAACCUAACCACUGGUCUUCUGACUGUGGGAAGAGUUUCAGAAGCCAGAGUGGAGUCAUUAUUCAACAGCGGAUUAACAACGGAGAGAAACCGUACUGCUGCUCUCGUUGUGGGAAGAGUUUCACUGCCUCUCAAACCUUAAAAUGUCAUCAGAGAAUUCAUACAGGGGAGAGGCCUUACCCCUGCGUUGAUUGUGGGAAAUGCUUUGCUUUAGCUUGCUCCCUGACUAUACACCAGCUCAUACACACAGGAGAGAAGCCUUAUAGCUGUGAUCAGUGUGGGAAGAGCUUUGCUCUAGCUUGCUCCCUGACUAUACACCUGCGAACACACACAGGAGAGAAGCCUUAUAGCUGUGAUCAGGGUGGGAAGAGCUUUUCUCGAUCAGUACUCCUGAAUAUACACCAGCGCAUACACACAGGAGAUAAGCCUUAUAGCUGUGAUCAGUGUGGGAAGAGCUUUGCUUGCUCAGGAGAGCUGACUAGACACCUGCGAAUACACACAGGAGAGAAGCCUUAUAGCUGUGGUCAGUGUGGGAAGAGCUUCAGUCAUUCAUGGAACCUGAAUUCACACCAGCGAACACACACAGGAGAGAAACCUUUUAGCUGUGAUCAGUGUGGGAAGAGCUUUGCUCGAUCAGGAACUCUAACUAUACACCAGCGCAUACACACAGGAGAGAAGCCUUAUAGCUGUGAUCAGUGUGGGAAGGGCUUUACUGUAGCUUCCACCCUGACUAUACACCAGCGCACACACACAGGAGAGAAGCCUUAUAGCUGUGAUCAGUGUGGGAAGAGCUUUGCUCGAUCAGUACAACUGACUAUACACCAGCGCACACACACAGGAGAGAAGCCUUAUAGCUGUGAUCAGUGUGGGAAGGGCUUUGCUCAAUCAGUACAACUGACUAUACACCAGCGCACACACACAGGAGAGAAGCCUUAUAUCUGUGGUCAUUGUGGGAAGAGAUUCGGUCAAUCAUGGAGACUGAAUUCACACAUGCAAACACACACAGGAGAGAAACCUUAGAUAGAUAUACAG